This is a messenger RNA of Puntigrus tetrazona (Sumatra barb), 1118 nucleotides long. RefSeq names its product SRY-box transcription factor 21a (gene sox21a). Gene Ontology annotation, biological process: anatomical structure morphogenesis; regulation of DNA-templated transcription; cell differentiation. The transcript has a single exon. Lineage: Eukaryota; Metazoa; Chordata; Actinopteri; Cypriniformes; Cyprinidae. Gene Ontology annotation, molecular function: RNA polymerase II cis-regulatory region sequence-specific DNA binding; DNA-binding transcription factor activity, RNA polymerase II-specific. The record is from RefSeq and is a predicted model, not a curated record. Bases 320 to 1012 code for a protein of 230 amino acids.
CUUCAUUCAUAACUCGGCGCAGGCGGCGCAAACCUAAGCAGUGAUCAGCAUUUAAACACAGACAUCGCUUCAGAGGCUCCCACAAACACGUCCAUGGAUAACAGCGUCGACCGCCGGGACUUGUUCGAAGAGACAAACAUCUGAGUUUUGCACGUCACAUAAAUUUGACAAGUAAUUAAAACUUAUUUUUAGGCGCAGACUCAGUGCUGGUGCCAUGUUGCGAAGGUAACGCAGCAGCGCGCGACUGAACUGUGCGUCGAGGGAACCCUGGGCUGAAAGUGACCUGAAAAAAGAAGCAGCAGAGGAAACUGCUUCAGAGAUGGCAAAGCCCAUGGACCACGUCAAACGCCCCAUGAACGCUUUUAUGGUGUGGUCGAGAGCCCAGAGACGGAAAAUGGCACUGGACAACCCAAAGAUGCAUAACUCGGAGAUCAGCAAGCGCCUCGGGGGCGAAUGGAAACUCCUGUCAGACUCUGAAAAAAGACCUUUUAUAGACGAGGCCAAGCGCCUCAGAGCCGUUCACAUGAAGGAACACCCGGAUUACAAAUACAGACCGCGGCGAAAGCCCAAAAACCUGAUCAAAAAAGACAGGUAUCAUUUUAAUGUGACGUACAACCUGGGUGACAGUGACCCGCUGAAAACGGACUCAAUGAGCGCCGAGAAAACGUCUGUGGCCGCCGCCACUCGGGUGUUUUUCAGUCACCACCUGUCCACCAAUCCCUAUCCGUUUCUCGACCUGACCUCCAAAAUGUCGGAAUUACCCCCCGCGCCUUUCCCGCAUUACUCAAUGCUCGGGUAUCCCGGUGGAGUCUCCGCGUUUCCCGGCAUUCCCGGGGUUCUGGCCGGCGCGCCGCACGCUCACCCGUCCGCGGGUAACCCGGGCCACAUGGUGCCCUAUAACUGCCUGGGCUGGCCGGGAUCUGGACCCGCUGUUCCUUCUUCGUACGUGCUCUUACCGGGAAUGACCAAAGCUCAGCACGAACCUUAUCUGACUUACGCUGCGACGAUAUGACGGGAAAUGAACGGAGCGCGAUGUUUGUGUAGUAGAAGGUCACGUGCACUUGUUUAAAGCUUUGAUUUUUGUAAAAAAAAAAAUAAUAAUAAAUGUUUAAAAUAUA